AUGAUGAAGGCUGUGAUGUCGCUGGUGGGAAGCCAAGGCAUUGUCUCAGCCACCGAGGUCCUCCUUGCAGCUGCUGUCUUCUGCCUGGUCUUCCUGCUCAUCCAGUCCCUCCAGCAGCACGUGCCCCAGGGGCUGAAGAGGCCCCCAGGACCCAGAGGCUACCCCAUCCUUGGCAAUGUGCUGGAGCUGAGGAAGGAUACGCACCUGGCCCUGACCAGGCUGAGCCAGAAGUACGGGGACGUGAUGGAGGUCAGGAUCGGCACCCGGCCCAUCCUGGUGCUGAGUGGGCUGGACACCAUCAAGCAAGCCUUGGUGAAGCAAGGAGAAGAGUUCAUGGGGCGUCCCAACCUCCUCAGCUUCCAAUAUAUUUCAAAUGGGCAGAGCCUGGCCUUCAGCCCUGACUCUGGGGAGGUGUGGAGAGCCCGCAGAAAGCUGGCCCAGAAUGCCCUGAAGACCUUCUCCAUCGCCCCCAGCCCCACCUCUGUUUCCACCUGCCUCCUGGAGGAGCACGUUUCCAAGGAGGCUGACUACCUGGUCACCAAGCUCCUUCAGGUGAUGGAGAAGGAGAAGAGCUUUGAGCUUCGCCAGUACCUGGUGGUCUCUGUGGCCAACGUCAUCUGUGCCAUCUGCUUUGGCAAGCGUUAUGACCACAGUGACCAAGAGCUGCUCAGUAUAGUGAAUGUAACUGAGCAGUUUAAUGACAUGGGUUCUUCUGGCAACCUUGCUGACUUCAUUCCCCUGCUCCAGUAUCUUCCCAAUCACUCCAUGACUUUAUUUAAAGAUUUCAACAAACAAUUCCUCCAUUUCCUGCAGAACAUUGUCAAAGAGCACUACAAGACCUAUGAGGAGAAUAACAUCUGAGAUGUCACUGAUGCCUUCAUUGAGCAGUGCCUGGAGAAAAAAAUGGAAGCAAAUACUGCCACACAGAUCCCUAAGGAGAAGAUUGUCAACCUUGUAAAUGACCUCUUUGGAGCAGGUUUUGACAAUGUGACAACUGGCCUGUCCUGGAGCCUCAUGUAUCUUGUCACAUACCCUGAGAUCCAGAAGAAGAUCCAGAAAGAACUAGGGCUGACCCCAACCCGACCACAUGUGGUCCAGACCAUCGGCUGGGAGAGGAGAUCGAGGCUGUCUGACCGGGGUGCACUGCCCUACACAGAAACCUUUAUCCUGGAGGUGUUCAGGCACUCCUCCUUCCUGCCCUUCACCAUUCCACACAGCAAAACCAGGGAUAUAGUGCUGAAUGGCUACUACAUCCCAAAGAACCGUUGCAUGUUUGUCAAUCAGUGGCAAGUGAAUCAUGAUGAGAAACUUUGGAAGGAUCCAUUGACCUUCAACCCAGAGCGUUUCUUCGGUGCUGAAGGGACCAGAGUGAACAAAAUAGAUGUCGAGAAGGUGCUGGCUUUUGGCCUGGGUAAAAGGAAGUGCACUGGAGAACUCAUUGCCAGGUGGCAGAUCUUCCUUUUCCUGUCCAUCUUGCUCCAGCAGCUGGAGUUCAAUGUCUGUGAUGGCAAGAAGGUGGACAUGACACCUCUCUAUGGUCUGGUCCUGAAAUACAAAAGAUGUGAGCACUUCCAGGUCAAGCAGCGCUGGUACAUGAAGGGCAUCAGCUGA
Messenger RNA from Colius striatus (speckled mousebird), 1611 nucleotides. RefSeq names its product cytochrome P450 1A5-like. Lineage: Eukaryota; Metazoa; Chordata; Aves; Coliiformes; Coliidae. The record is from RefSeq and is a predicted model, not a curated record. Gene Ontology annotation, molecular function: heme binding; steroid 17-alpha-monooxygenase activity; iron ion binding. Gene Ontology annotation, biological process: progesterone metabolic process; hormone biosynthetic process.